Molecule: messenger RNA, 1531 nt
Organism: Drosophila grimshawi
Lineage: Eukaryota; Metazoa; Arthropoda; Insecta; Diptera; Drosophilidae
Product: lipase 3
Exons: 3
Coding region: 24-1298 (424 amino acids)
Biological process (GO): lipid metabolic process
Molecular function (GO): hydrolase activity, acting on ester bonds
Source: RefSeq, a predicted model, not a curated record
AGUUGAAGUUGAGUUGCUAAACAAUGCAGAACCAAUUCGUUUUUGCAAUAAUUUUAUUGCUUACCUCGUUGGCUGAUGUUCAGCCUGCAGCUCUGAAUAAAUCUGCCGCCGACAUUGACUUCUUUAAGCUGUAUGACAAUCCAGAGGCGCAUAUAAGUCUUCAAAAACGUCUCACAACUGCUGAUCGCAUUGCUGCGCACGGAUAUCCUUCGGAGCACCACCAUAUUGUAACAGAAGAUGGAUACAUAGUGGGCGCAUUUCGCAUACCUUAUUCCCACAAGCUGCAGAACCAAAACGAAUAUCGUCCCAUCGUCCUUAUUCAGCAUGGAUUAACGAGUUGCUCGGACGCUUGGAUACUCUUGGGUCCAAAUGACGGACUGCCCUACUUGCUUGCUGAUGCAGGUUUUGAUGUCUGGCUGGGUAAUGGCCGUGGCACGACCUACUCAAGAAAUCAUACAUCACGCUCCACACAACAUCCAUAUUUCUGGAAGUUUAGCUGGCACGAGAUUGGAUACUAUGAUAUUGCUGCGAUGAUCGACUAUGCAUUGGAGACCAAUGGUCAGGGACAGAAGUCCAUACACUAUGUGGGACACUCCCAAGGAACAACUGUUUUUUUCGCAUUGAUGUCCUCACGUCCUGAAUACAAUGAGAAGAUUAAAACGGCUCACAUGUUUGCUCCAAUUGCAAUAAUGACCAACAUGCGGAACAGCUUGGCGCGGUCAGCAGGUCCCUAUCUGGGGCAUCAGAAUAUUUACUCGCUUUUGUUUUCCAACCAAGAACUAAUUCCACAUAAUAGUAUCAUAAUGAAUAUAUUUUUUAAUUUAUGUGAGCCGGAUCAACAACUGAGAGUAGUUUGUGAGAAUGUUUUGGAAAAGCUCUACGAUGCUGAUCGUGUGAAUAUGACUGCAAUGCCGGAUGGUAUGGCUACGCACCCGGCUGGGUUUUCCUCCAAUCAAAUAUUGCACUAUCUGCAGGAACAACAGUCGGGACAUUUUAGAUUGUACGAUUAUGGAACCAAGAAGAAUUUAGAAGUGUAUAAAUCGGAACAGCCACCAGAAUAUCCUGUCGAAAAUAUAAGCUCUGAAGUGCACUUGUGGUAUGCAGACAAUGAUUUAAUGGCAGCGGUUGAGGAUGUAUUAGCAUUGGCUGAUCGCCUGCCCAACACGGAACUGCAUCAUAUGGAGGAUCCAAUGUGGGAUCAUGGGGACUUUGCUCUGAACAAGGAGGUUCGCAAAUAUUUAAAUGAGCCGGUAAUUACAAUUAUGAUGGAGUUUGAAGAGUCCAAUAAAGAAUUGUAAAAAAUUAAUGGAAUCCAUCAGAAACCUAUUUAUAAUACAAAGAAGUAAUCGCUGUAUUGAUUAUAAUGGUUUGGUUUUUAUUCUACGAGUCAUAAUCUUAAUGUUAAUCUUAGCUAUUAUUAGAUGAACAAUUUCCUACCACCAAUGGGGUCUCCGUAAUAGCUGUUGAAGUGGUAUAGUCCACCAAUAAAGAAAUUAUAAACUUUCCUAAUCUAUGAAUGGUAUGUUAAGUA